This is a messenger RNA of Cyprinodon variegatus (sheepshead minnow), 846 nucleotides long. RefSeq names its product cyclin-dependent kinase inhibitor 1B-like (gene cdkn1ca). Lineage: Eukaryota; Metazoa; Chordata; Actinopteri; Cyprinodontiformes; Cyprinodontidae. The record is from RefSeq and is a predicted model, not a curated record. Gene Ontology annotation, cellular component: nucleus. Gene Ontology annotation, molecular function: cyclin-dependent protein serine/threonine kinase inhibitor activity. The coding region runs from base 84 to 605 and encodes 173 amino acids. Gene Ontology annotation, biological process: regulation of cell cycle. The transcript is spliced from 2 exons.
UGGAAAGAGCAGAGCAGAGGGACUCAUCCGCAACAUCUUCUGCCAGAAGAGUUAUACCAUCCAAACUCCUUUGAAAUUUUUGAAUGAUGAAUAUUAGACACAUAGAGUCUGUUCGCCGGAACCUCUUUGGUCCAGUAGACCACAAACAGCUACAUCAAGAAUUACAGCUGAAACUAAAGGAGAUAAUGGAGCAGGACUGCCGGCGCUGGAACUUUGACUUCCAGUCUGAGACACCACAGCUUGGCAGGUUUCAAUGGGAGGAAAUACCUGCGGCUUGUGUUUCCGUUUUCUAUCAGGAGACCCCACAGCCAACGGUUGAUGUAAAUUUUCCAAAAACCAAGGAUGAAGGCAGAGUAAGCAAUAACGACGAUCCGUUUGGCUCCAACCAAGAAAACUGCUUAAGUGUGUCCAACGGAUUUAAGUGUCAAUCUGAAAGGACUCCUGUCCGGAGGAAAAGGUCACUCUCUAAACCUGGAGCCAAUUCAAAGAAUGCAAGAAUUACAGAUUAUUUUACAAAGAGAAGAAGGUCAAUAGAAGCAAGGAGCAUCAGCAGUACUUUUCAGACCAAUUUCAACAAGGAAACUCAGUGCCGGACCAUAAGAUGAACACAUAAUGGAUCCCUCAUGUUGUUUUUCAAAUUAUAUGGACAGAACUAAGGAAACCAUCAUUUUAUUUAAACUACUUAUUUAAUCUCUAAUUGUUUGUCUUAUUUUAUUUGACUUUAUUUAUAGAUGUAUUAAUUGAAAGAAUGUUGUAUUUUUUUUCUUGUCCCUACUUUAGUUGAAUAUCUAUGAUCAGCUCUGCUGAACCUGUAAACUUCUUAAAUUAAAAGCUUGUAAAUGUGUA